UUUAACUCAAAAGAUUAACAGAAUGUAUCUCUUCGGUUUUUUAACUUGCUUUGUUAGUUUUGCUAUUGGUAUUAUAAACGGUCAAACGUCUGGUGUAAUAAAUGGACAGUACUACUUGUGCCUUCCCACAGGAACGCCUUGUCCAACUACACCGCCCAACACGAUUGACCCUAGAAUUGUUACACCAACAGGAACUCAACCUGGAACUCCAUCAGGAACUCAACCAAACUGUCCGGCCGGUACCACUCCCUGUUACGGCGUUAGCAAGGCUUGUGGAACUAGAUUGGUCCCGGAGCCGGUUAGUACAGCCGCAGGCCCAACAACUAUUGGUGCUUAUCCCUGGCAAGCGUACCUCAGGAACGCCACACACUCCUUCGCAGGUAGCGGCGCAUUAAUAUACCCCAGUUACGUCGUUACAGCAGCUCAUAAAGUUUAUUUGAAUGUUAAUACUCCUACAGCUGUGACGGUGCUAAUGGGAGUUUGGAACCCUACAAACCUUAUUAACGUUCAAACUAGUACCGUAGCACAGAUAAUAGUUCAUGAGGCCUUCGAUCCUGCUACGUUAAAAAACGAUAUAGCACUUCUGCGAUUGACGCAGCCGAUGGUAAUAGGAAUAUACAAUAACAUAAAUACAAUUUGUUUACCAGCUGCCGGUGCUUCAUACGUGGGACAAACUUGCCCUGUCAGUGGUUGGGGUCAGACGGCAUUUACUACAUUUGACGCACCGACGAAUCCGCAGAAACAAGCAUCAGGACCGAUUGUCAGUUACGCUACGUGCAGAGCAUCGAUGGCCGCAGCCAAUUUGCUCGGGGCCAAUGUCGACACAUAUUUAGACCCGAACGGAGAGAUAUGCAUGGGUGGAAUGAGCAUGUUGGAUGCUUGCACUCAAGAUGGAGGUUCACCGUUAGUUUGUGUGGGUCCGACUUCGUACAGUCUGGUUGGUUUGGUAAUAUGGGGUAAAAACUGCGGUAUGGCCAACGUUUACGGGGUUUAUGUAAAUAUUCCUUAUUAUUUAUCGUGGAUCCAAGGCAAGGUAACAGCAGCAGGAUAAACCGAAUCUAAUUAUAUUACAGUAUAACUUUAUAGGGGUUUAGAAUCCCGUUCGGAUCCAUUAGUUUUUUCACGUUUCGCAUUAAAUUAAGAGUAUUCUUUGGUUUAAUUUU
Phyllotreta striolata is the source of this 1163-nucleotide messenger RNA. Lineage: Eukaryota; Metazoa; Arthropoda; Insecta; Coleoptera; Chrysomelidae. The record is from the annotation of a GenBank genome assembly.